Messenger RNA from Mytilus trossulus (common blue mussel), 3713 nucleotides. RefSeq lists its product as uncharacterized. The transcript is spliced from 8 exons. The record is from RefSeq and is a predicted model, not a curated record. Lineage: Eukaryota; Metazoa; Mollusca; Bivalvia; Mytilida; Mytilidae. Bases 134 to 3346 code for a protein of 1070 amino acids.
UGUUUCUCUCCCCUAUCUCAACAAUAUCUAACACAAUUCUACAAGCAGAAAGAAAGAUUAUGUGAUCUAAAAUGCCUGCUAGCAUACAGUGUUUGAAGUGAUCUGAUAACGUAAUCAUACAGACUUAUCCACCAUGGAUCACGAUUAUGAAAGUCAUGGAAUUGUAGAAUAUAUAAUUAGAAAGAACUCUUCUACACAGACUGACUUUACCCUUGUUGACAUCAGUAAUCUGGAACAAAGGAGCAAACAACUUGAUAAUAUGCAUGUCUUAUUGAAGGAGUGGAUCAGUAAAAGGCUUACAUUAUUGGAUGAACCUACCUCACAACUAUUUAGGGAACUUGUCAGUGAUUUGUUUGAACCAAGAAACAAUGACAGCUUAAUGAGGGAAAACACUAUAGCAGAAACUAUCUAUACCAGUACAGUGGAACACAGCAAACACGUAUCUAAACUCACAGAUAGAAAACUGUGUGGAACACAAAUUAACAUGACAGAAAUAGAUUACAAACACCUGCAGUUAGAGAAAACUACUACAAAGGAAUCUAGAACAGACCAAUCAUGUCAAUUGGAUGAUGAAAAUGAACCACUACAUAUGGAAUGCUUCACUGUUGGGGGAGAUGAAGAUAUAGAUCAAGAAAAGGAUUUAAACCAAAGAACAAAAACUCAUUUAGAAGAGAUUUAUCAACAUGACCAUGGCUUUGAUAUGGAGUGUACCAAGAUAAAAACGGAAUCUUUCCACAAUUUUACAAUUGGAAAUGAAGAAAAUGAGGAUCGAGGCUCAAGGAUAAAUAACGCUUUGGGUACUCAUGAUUUUGAAAAAAGGAAAGAAAAUACAUUUUUUCCCAAUAUCUUAAAUCAUCAAAAACAGUAUUGUCGGUGCAAUAUGUGUGGAGAUUCGUUUUCUGCUAUAAGUGCAUUAGCAUACCAUGUGAGAAUGCAUCAUGGUAAAAUGAUAAAACCUUGGGAAAAACAAACAUUAAGUAUAACUAAUGAUCUGAACAAGUCUUUAGAAAGAAGUACAAAUGAGAAUGUGGAGAGACACACGAAUAAAGACAGUGGUCAAAACUUCUUUCCGACAAAGAAUGAUGAAAAACUUGAUUUGAAUUCUGAACCACUACAGAGUAAUAUUCAACAUACAAGAGGCCCAGUAAGGCCAAUUAUGCAAUCAGCUAUAAUGACAAUUCAAAGUGUCAGAGAUUUUCCUGAAAAUCCAAAUACAUGUAGUUUACUGAACAAAAACCCAAAUACAUGUAGUUUACUGAACAAAAACCCAAAUACAUGUAGUUUACUGAACAAAAACCCAAAUAAAUGUAGUUUACUGAACAAGAACCCAAAUACAUGUAGUUUACUGAACAAAAACCCAUAUACAUGUAGUUUACUGAACAAAAACCCAUAUACAUGUACUUUACUGAACAAGAAUCCAAGUACAUGUAGUUUACUGAACAAAAACCCAUAUACAUGUAGUUUACUGAACAAGAAGGUGGACAACAAGUGUGAAAAUUAUACAGAAAAUGAAAACACAGAUGUCGGUCUUGAAGUAUUACGUAUAAACAAAUCAAUAUUUCCAGAAAAUUUGAAGCUUCAUAGUUAUUUUAAACCAGGUGUACCUGAAAUAGAGUUAGAACCAGGACCAGUGUUCAAAACAGAACCCAUGUUUGAACCAGAACCAGUGUUCGAACCAGACCCACCUCUAAAGAAACCAAGGUUGAAAGAUAUGUCAAGCGGAGAGCACAUGUACAUGUUGGAUCAAGCUAGAGUGGUAGAGACAAUUAAGCAACAAACUGAUGGGGGAGUGUGCCUUUUCAGAGGUGUACCUGAACCAGAACAAGCGCUAGAAUUAGAACCAGUGUUAGAACCAGAACCAGUGUUAAAACCAGAACUAGUGUUCAAAACAGAACCAGUGUUUGAACCAGAACCAGUGUUUGAACCAGACCCACCUCUAAAGAAACCAAGGUUGAAAGAUAUGUCAAGCGGAGAGCACAUGUACAUGUUGGAUCAAGCUAGAGUGGAAGAGACAAUUAAGCAACAAACUGAUGGGGGAGUGCGCCUUUUCAGAGGUGUACCUGAACCAGAACAAGCGCUAGAAUUAGAACCAGUGUUAGAACCAGAACCAGUGUUAAAACCAGAACUAGUGUUCAAAACAGAACCAGUGUUUGAACCAGAACUAGUGUUUGAACCAGAACCCGUGUUCAAAACAGAACCUGUGUUUGAACCAGAACCAGUGUUUGAACCAGAACCAGUGUUUGAACCAGAACCAGUGUUUGAAUCAGAACCAGUGUUAAAACCAGAACUAGUGUUAAAAACAGAACCAGUGUUUGAACCAGAACCAGUGUUAGAAACAGAACCAGUGUUAGAAACAGAACCAGUGUUAGAACCAGAACCAGUGUUUGAACCAGAACCACCCCUAAAGAAACCAAGGUUCAAAGAAAUGCCAAGCAGAGAGCACAUAGAUAUGUUGGCUCAAGCUAGAGUGGAAGAGACAACUAAACAACAAACUGAUUGGGGAGUGCGUCUUUUCAGAGGAUGGUUGACAGAAAACAGUUAUGAUGAUAAGUUUGAGGAACUUGAAAGCUCUAUAUUGAACGACAGAUUAAGCUAUUUCUACCCAAGCCUGCAAACAAAAAAAGGGAAAGAUUAUUCAAAAUCUGCAUUAGUUGGCAUACGUGCAGCAAUAGCCCGUCAUCUCACAAGUCCACCAUAUAAUUGUAAUGUUAAUAUAAUGAAAGAUAACGCCUUCAUGACUUCUAAUCAUGUUAUAACCGGAAUGAUUAAAACCCUCAAACGUACUGGCAAAGAUUUUAUAAUGCAUAAAAAACCUGUAACUGAAGAUGACAUUCAGCGUUUGUAUUCAAGUGGUGUUUUUAACAUAGAUACACCAGUAACACUACAAAAUAAAGUUUUCUGGGACUUAAUGCUAAAUUUUGGUAGACGAGGACAGGAUGGACUAAGUAGCUUGACAAAGUCAUCUUUUGGUAAAUUCAAAGAUGACAAGGGUCAAACUUACUACAAAAUGAUAUAUAACGAGGCAGAUAAAACUCACCAUGGAGUUGAUUCCCAUGAAAAUAGACACCAGGUCCGUAUGUAUGAAAAAUCAGAAGAUAAAAACUGUCCUGUUGCAAGUCUGGACUUUUAUUUAUCAAAAUUGAGUCCUGAAUGUGAUGCAUUAUUUCAGCAGCCAUUGCUUUAUCCAAAACCAAAUUGCUGGUAUUCUAAUCCAGCAAUGGGGAAAAACAAAUUGAGUCAAAUGAUGCCAAGGAUUUCAAAAGAAGCAGGUCUUUCCUAUAGAUACACCAACCAUUGUAUAAACAGCAACCGUUGGUACUACGCUGCAACGCACCAGAGUCGAUGAUAUAACUAUCAUGUCAGUAUAUUAAACGGGUCAUAGAAACAUUAAAUCAUAAUAAAGUUAUGUUGGUGGACCAUCAGAUGCACAAAGGCAUGUCCUUUCAUCAACUUUACAGAGUGUAGCUAGGGCAAGUAAUGCCAAUUGCAAUGAAUCCGUGUCAGAGGGCGCCCUCCUGCUGAGUCGCUAAUAUAAGUACUACUUGUCUAGGAAUUCUCUAGCAGAUAUGAAUCUAUUCACCAAUGCUACAAUUUCUGACUGCAGGUUUACUAUUAAUUUAGUGAAUAAUGACAUACCUGAUUCCCCUUGUGUUCUCGUUUCAUGUUUGUUUGUGUUCAGACUAUAAUCAAAUAUUAAACCUGAAAAUAUUGAA